Messenger RNA from Penicillium salamii, 1569 nucleotides. The record is from the annotation of a GenBank genome assembly. NCBI's taxonomy places the organism in Eukaryota, Fungi, Ascomycota, Eurotiomycetes, Eurotiales, Aspergillaceae.
AUGCCGUCUCAAUACUCGAAGCAGAUGUCGACUGGAAUGCAAGAAAUUGGCCAUGUAUCAACCAAGGAGCUUGAUGAUGCCAAUCUGGCACGUAUGGGAAAACGUCCCGUAUUGAAGAGAAACUUCGGUUUGAUGUCGAUUCUCGGCUUUAGUUGUACGAUUUUGAUUACAUGGGAGGGAAUUGUGGUUGGAGGACCAGCUGGUGCCGUUUAUGGCUUCCUUUUUGUUUGGGCGGGUGUCGCAGCGACAUUCGUGGUUUUAUCUGAAUUGGCAUCAAUGGCACCGACCUCGGGAGGACAGUAUCAUUGGUGCUCUAUGUUAGCCCCGCGCUCAUGCAUGAAACUUCUUAGUUACCUCACGGACUGGCUCACGGUCAUUGGGUGGCAGGCCACCUUCGCAACCUCCUGUUAUCUUGUCGGUACCUUGAUCCAGGGAUUGGUCGUCCUUACACACAGCAACUACGAGCCAAAGGAUUGGCACGGAACACUUCUAUUCUGGGCGGUUGUUGCCUUUUCCGUCGUUAUCAACAGCGUGGGAGGAAAAGUUCUCCCUCGAUUUGAGGGAAUGAUCCUGGUGUUGCACAUUCUGGGAUUCUUUGCGAUUCUGAUCCCCUUGACCUAUAUGGCCGACCACGGAAGUGCCAAAGAAGUGUUUACAGAGUUCUUGAACCUUGGAGAAUUUCCUUCUCAAGGAUUGUCUUUCUUCGUCGGUACUGUUGGAUGCAUCUUUGCAUUUGCUGGCGGUGAUGCAGCCGUUCACAUGUCCGAAGAAAUCACGAAUGCCUCGACCGCAGUCCCGACUUCAAUCAUGCUCAGUGUCUUGAUCAAUGGAUCAAUGGGCUUCGGCAUGCUGCUUGCCAUGCUAUUUUGCAGCGGUGACCUCGAGAAAGCGUUGGAAUCCUCGACCGGUUACCCCUUUAUGUCGAUUUUCUACCAGGCAACUGGAUCGAUUGCAGGAACUGCCGUUAUGGCCUCGAUUGUUACAACCAUGGGUGCCACAACUUCGGUCGGUAUGUUGGCGUCAACUUCCCGUCAGUUCUGGUCCUUUGCCAGGGACAGAGGUAUCCCCGGCUGGCGAGUGUGGAGCAAGGUCACCAAAAGCAAUGCAGUCCCUCUCUAUUCGGUACUUGUGACCUCGGUCAUUGCAUGUCUGCUUGCCCUGAUCAACAUCGGCUCACCUGUGGCUUUCAACGACCUUUGCUCCAUGUCGAUCUCCGGUCUCUAUCUAUCAUACAUGGUCGUCGGAGGUCUUCUUCUCUGGCGUCGCUGCACGGGUGGAAUCAGCUCUACUCGAAGCAGUGACUCAGCUGUUGUCAACACCGCCGGCGCGAGACUGGUGUGGGGACCGUUCCAUCUUCCUGGUAUUUGGGGAAUUAUCGUAAACGCCUGGGCUUUGAUUUACAUGACCAUUGCCGUCUUCUUUACGUUUUGGCCUACUUCGUGGGUGGUGGAUGUUCAAACAAUGAACUUCAGCGUGGUCGGGACUGUCGGUACAAUUAUCCUCAGUCUCUUCUACUACAUUUUCCGCGCGAGCAAGGUUUACGAGGGACCUAUCAUGGAGCAAACCUAG